GGGGUGGAGUGGACGCAGUUAUGCCAACAAGCCGAUUACUGAAGGCUACUGAGCCCUCUCUGACAAUUUGCGUCCGUCCUCUCAUGGUCAAACACAGGCGGACACAACACAUCUGAAGCUGAAGUUUGGAAUCGUACGGAGAGCGGGCUUCAUUCAUCGCAGGAAAGUACUUUUUUUUUCCAGUGGACGAUGAUGGAUUAAUAUUGUGAGAACUCCAUUGUUUCUAUUACAUUGGAUUUUGAGAGAUUUUGAGAUUUUAGAGAGCUAAAAGUGACUUUCUGGUACUUAUAUUGUAGUUGUUGUGGUGUCACCGUUUUGUAUUUUUAAACUGCUCUGUAUUUGAUCUUUACAACCUGCUUAGUGUUUCAGUAGUAGUAGUUUCAACAGUUAAAAAAAUAAUAAUAAUAAAAUAAGUUAACAAUAAAAGAACACAUCUAAUGGAAAUGGAAGCUGUAAACUUUGUCAGUAAGUGAAUUUUACAUUCAGGCUCCCACAUACCAAAUCACAGAGACAAUAAGAGCCGCCUUUGCUUUUCCCAGUUUAAAGUGCAAGGCGUAAAAAUGACCAGUCUCUCCAGGAGUGCAGAUGACCAGAAAGGCAUCAGCGAGAGUCCGGCUCAAAAACCGGAGACACCCAGGUUCCGCAGCUGGAGCAGCCUCCGCUUUUCGAGGUGGAGAAGCAGCUCGCAGAGGACUACUCCCCCUGCCACCCCGUCCCCGAAGACAGACAAGAGGAGUGAUGUGAGCAAGACACUUUUUUCCUUGGUCAAGACUCACAAUGAUGACUAUACGGCGGAUCCUGAUGGCCUGCUGGAUGCCAACGUGGAGGGCGAAGAGGGCGAUGAUGAUACCCAGCAGGACGAGUCCACCUUCUUCCAGAGGCAGUUUGGAUCCAUGCUGCAGCCGGGGAUCAACAAGUUUUCCCUGCGCAUGUUUGGCAGCCAUAAAGGUGUUGCAGCUGAACAGGCAAGGGUCAAGAGCUUUGGAGUGUGGAUCAUCCACCCAUACAGCGACUUCAGGUUUUACUGGGACAUUGUGAUGCUCCUGUUGAUGAUGAGCAAUCUGGUCAUUUUGCCCUGGGGAAUCACCUUCUUUGAAGACCAGAACACCAUGCCCUGGAUCACUUUUAACGUCCUGUCUGACACACUCUUCCUCAUGGACUUGGUUUUCAAUUUUCGCACGGGCAUCCCAGGAGAGGACAGCCAUAUCAUCCUGGACCCCAAAGAGAUCCGCAUGCAUUACCUCCGUACCUGGUUCAUGGUGGACUUCGUCUCCUCCAUCCCAGUCGACUACAUCUUCCUCAUUGUCGACCUGGAGUCCCGGCAUGAGUCGUCUGACGUGUACCGCACCGCCCGCGCCCUCCGCAUCGUGCGCUUCACCAAGAUCCUCAGUCUGCUGCGUCUUCUCCGACUGUCUCGCCUCAUCCGCUACAUUCACCAGUGGGAGGAGAUUUUCCACAUGACUUAUGACCUGGCCAGUGCUGUGGUGCGUAUAGUCAACUUGAUUGGCAUGAUGCUGCUGUUGUGCCACUGGGAUGGCUGCCUGACCUUCAUGGUGCCGAUGCUGCAAGACUUCCCCCAAGAUUGCUGGGUAUCCAAAAAUAAUAUGGUGAAUUCUACGUGGCACAUACAGUACUCCUACGCCCUGUUUAUGGCCAUGAGUCACAUGUUGUGUAUAGGAUACGGUGCCCACCCUCCAGAAGGCAUGACCGACGUUUGGCUCACCAUGAUCAGUAUGGUCGUGGGGGCCACCUGCUACGCCAUGUUCCUUGGUCAUGCGACAAACCUGGUCCAGUCCCUGGAUGCAUCACACCGGCAGUAUCAAGAGAAGUACAAGCAAGUGGAGCAGUACAUGUCGUUCCAUAAACUGCCGGCAGAUGUAAGACAGAGGAUCCAUGAUUACUAUGAGCAGCGAUUUCAGGGCAAGAUGUUUGAUGAGGACAGCAUCCUCGGAGAGCUCAGUGAUCCACUCAAGGAGGAGAUUGUCAGCUAUAACUGCCGUGGACUAGUGGCUAACAUGCCACUGUUUGCCAACACUGACCCUCAUUUUGUGACGGUGAUCCUGACCAAACUGCGAUUUGAAGUCUUCCAACCCGCAGACUUGAUCAUACGCGAAGGAACGCUGGGUCGGAAAAUGUACUUCAUCCAGCACGGCACUGUCACUGUCAUCCCACGUGGCAGUAAGGAGAUUAAGCUCAACGAUGGAGCAUAUUUUGGGGAGAUCUGCCUGCUAACUCAAGGCCGACGCACAGCCACAGUGAGGGCCGACACCUACUGUCGCCUCUAUUCCCUAAGUGUGGACAGUUUCAACGAGGUCCUGGAGGAACAUCCCCUUAUGAGGAGGGCGUUUGAGAGUGUGGCUGUGGACCGACUGGGCCGGGUGGCUCGCAGACCCAGUUAUCAGCCUCCCCCACCUGAAUGAUGUCUUCAGUGCUGGCAGAGAGAGACUCUGGCCAGAAAUGUUCAGGGCAUUUGUCACAUUUUGACUGAACUUGGCCACACAAAAAAGAAACACUUCAAUGUAAACUUUAUUGAUUGCUGUUUACUUUAGCAGUCAGUGAUGGACAAUCUAAUGGAUAUAAAUAAAACCCUGAGUUUUAUUUAUAAGAUAUUAUUACUGCGUUUGGCUGAAAAUGUUGUACCUUCAGUUGAUUUAAUUUUGGUACUUGAAUCUCAAUAAGCUAUAUUAACAUUUUUGUGUUAGAUCUUUGUACACUUUACAUCUACGUUACAUCUAUUGUGUAAUUUACAUUACAGUUAUGAGACAAGGAAUCACUAUUUUAUUGUUUCUUCAGCAACCUAACAUUUUAGAUUUUCUUUUUUACCAUCGGCAACAGAUGGUCUUCCAAAUGUAAAUGCUUUAGUAGUCAAUCAGUUCGCUGAAUGCUUUCAGAGACUACAGUUUCAUUAUCCAUCACAUCAUUCUUAGGAGUUAUUGGAAGCACACAUGAGCACCAGCUGGACGAUACUUCAUAUAGCUGUAUGUAGCGCUGAUUCAAAUGAUCCCUCAGGUCUGUAGGUUGCAUCAAGUCAGGGUUUAAUACUGAUGCUCACCGAGGAUAAGCUGCUGUGAUGUAAUAACUGUACAGGGACAGAUUGUACAUGGUUAUAGAUCACUGUUUAAAUUGCUACAUUUCAUGUUAUGGACAGUUGUAGCUUGAAAAAAACUUCCCAUCUGAAGAGUUUAGCUUUGCAUCUGUACAAUUUAGUAUCCAGUAUGAUAAGGUGUUUUCCACACAUUUUCUUCAGUAAUAAUUACUUAAUUU
Scatophagus argus is the source of this 3264-nucleotide messenger RNA. It is a transcript of the gene hcn3, whose product is annotated as hyperpolarization activated cyclic nucleotide-gated potassium channel 3. The transcript is spliced from 7 exons. Bases 561 to 2420 code for a protein of 619 amino acids. NCBI's taxonomy places the organism in Eukaryota, Metazoa, Chordata, Actinopteri, Scatophagidae. The record is from RefSeq and is a predicted model, not a curated record. Gene Ontology annotation, cellular component: membrane. Gene Ontology annotation, molecular function: voltage-gated potassium channel activity. Gene Ontology annotation, biological process: transmembrane transport; potassium ion transport.